ACGAACAGUGACGACAUCUAUGGAGAAGGUUUUUUUUGUAGCUAUGUAACGUUGUUUUUUUUGUUUUUUAAAUAAUUGUUAAACGAAGUGAAUAUAGCUAGAGUAAAGAAUGGAUUUAUCAAAAAUGAAAAAUGAUCGGAAGUUAUACUUGUGUAGAUGGUAUUUUCGUGCUGGAUUUGCAUGCCUCCCGUUCCUGUGGUUUGUGAACACACUGUGGUUUUUCUCUGAAGCAUUCAGGAAACCAACAUUUGAAGAACAAAGUUCAAUUAAAAAAUACGUGGUCCUGUCCGGCGUCGGCGCCGCGGUGUGGCUGGCCGCGCUCGUCGCGUGGACCGUGGUGUUCCAGACGCACCGCGUCGCCUGGGGGGAGACGGCAGACUACAUGUCCUUCAUCAUCCCCUCCGGCAUUCCGUAGCCACCGUGCCGUGGUGAAGUCACCGCUUCGAAAAGACAAUCUACACUACACAGAACUGCAACUUAUUGUUGAUGUAUGCUAGAAACAGGAUGAACUGAUAACAUGGAUAUGCAUUAUGGGUAAGAGGAAUUACAUAAUUUGUAUACUUUU
Molecule: messenger RNA, 565 nt
Organism: Bacillus rossius redtenbacheri
Lineage: Eukaryota; Metazoa; Arthropoda; Insecta; Phasmatodea; Bacillidae
Gene: pen-2
Product: gamma-secretase subunit pen-2
Exons: 3
Coding region: 110-415 (101 amino acids)
Biological process (GO): Notch receptor processing
Cellular component (GO): gamma-secretase complex
Source: RefSeq, a predicted model, not a curated record